Rana temporaria (common frog) is the source of this 1865-nucleotide messenger RNA. RefSeq names its product rabphilin 3A like (without C2 domains) (gene RPH3AL). Gene Ontology annotation, biological process: intracellular protein transport. Gene Ontology annotation, molecular function: small GTPase binding. The transcript has 12 exons. The record is from RefSeq and is a predicted model, not a curated record. Bases 395 to 1417 code for a protein of 340 amino acids. NCBI's taxonomy places the organism in Eukaryota, Metazoa, Chordata, Amphibia, Anura, Ranidae.
AUAACAAGCUGACAGGAUGUAAGAGCAGAGCAGCAGCUGACAUCAAUGCUCAAGGCUAGGACACUGCAGUCUGCAGCAGCCAAGUGCAUUAGCCUAGCUUAAUCUUCCUGGGAUGGCAAAUAAUGAGACGUAUGUAGUUCCCCACCUCUGACUCAGUCAUCAAGCUGUCCUUGUGACGUGCACCAAGCUCCUGUGUGUCUGCCAGUCCAGGUCUGUGCUUGUUUGCAGCUGUUCACUUGACUGCUAAUUGAAACCUUUAUUCAGCCUUUGAGUGAUACUAGUUGUCUUGUGUUUGCCUCCCUUUUCUAAAAAGCAACUGAUCUUUUCAAACCUGCCUCUGAGCUGAAGAAAUAAAGCGCAAUCCUAGCUGACACCUACAUCUGCUUUGGUCAUCAUGACAGAUACCAUUUUUGGCAAUGGAACAGAUCAAUGGGUGUGCCCUAAUGACAGACAACUAGCACUUCGAGCCAAGUUGCACACCGGUUGGUCAGUUCACACCUAUCGAACGGACAAGCAAAGAAAGAAUCAAUGUUUGAACCCAACUGAAGUAGCAUCAAUCCUGGAAGUUAUCAGAAGAGCUGAAAAAGUAGACACCCUGGAGCAGCAGAGAAUUGGGCGCCUUGUGGAGAGAUUAGAAAACAUGCGGAAAAAUGUGAUGGGAAAUGGGAUGUCACAGUGUUUGCUUUGUGGAGAGCACCUUGGAUUAUUGGGAACAACUUCUGUCUUCUGUCAAGACUGUAAGAAGAAAGUCUGCACUAAAUGUGGAAUUGAAACUGUUGGCAGCCUGAAGCGACCCACAUGGCUCUGUAAAAUCUGUAGUGAGAAGAGAGAGGUCUGGAAGAGGUCCGGAGCUUGGUUUUACAAAGCCAUCCCAAAACACAUUUUGCCAUUAAAAAUCUCAAACAAAACAGGUGAAAUUCACUUAAGGAAUAUACAAGCUGAACCUCAAAUUCAAGAGCUAGGAACUGCUACAAUUAAUCGAGCAUAUACCUGGGCAAAAGGAAGAGCGGCCUUCAGUGAUAGUGAAAGUGACUCUGAAUUAAGCUCAUCAAGUUUGGAUGACAAAACGUCAACACUCGAAGAAAAAACUAGAAAUAUUAGGCUAGAUUCUGUUUCAAGCACUGAACCCACACUGACACCUACCAGCAGGAAACACUUCGGUGGCAUCCUCUCUAGUGGCUUGUCUGGCAGUCUGACUAGUCUGGGCAGUGAUCGAGGAGGUACAGUGAGUGCCUCUGAAAGUUAUCCAGGAGAACUUAUUGAAGGCUAUGAUAGCGACAUGAGCAGGAGGGGACCAGAAGAGAAGACGGCACCGCACUUGAGAAGAAGAAAUGCAGAGCGCCACCAAUUGGUGAAAUGGAGAAGAUUUGUUAUUAAAAAAAAGAGAGCAUAUAUAAUUGGAAGAUUUCAGCACUGAGUUGGUUACCUUUCCGUCACAGGUAAAUAAAAUGGAAAACACCGUGGAAAUGCAAAUUUACGACGCUAAAUUUGUGAAUAAAGAUUUGAACUCAUGUAGACCUUUCAUUUUUACAUCACUGAAGACUUUGCAACAUUAAGUGCCAUGAAUAAAUCCGCUGCAUGUCCCUGUGUCUUCUGCAGCAGCCAGGAGGAACGUUCAUUUAAGUAUUUCAUUAGGAAAUCAGUGCUUGUUAAUAAGCGCAUGUUCUCAUAAAAAAAUACAGCUUAUCAUUUUUAACGUGUUUUAAAAUAUAUUAUAAAGAUACCCUUGUCUUUUUUUGAAGUUGUAGAAGGAAUUUUUGUAUUUUAUGUUAUACCUGUAAAUUUGUGUUUUCUGAUUAGCUCACAAAAUUUGUAGCAAUUGUGUUAAAACUCUUGAAUAAAAAAAAAACAUCUUUACCUAUAGA